Molecule: messenger RNA, 1086 nt
Organism: Fusarium proliferatum ET1
Lineage: Eukaryota; Fungi; Ascomycota; Sordariomycetes; Hypocreales; Nectriaceae
Exons: 2
Coding region: 1-1086 (361 amino acids)
Source: RefSeq, a predicted model, not a curated record
AUGGAUAUUGCUCAGACCUCUCCUAAGAGCAUCACACACUUGGAAACAUCCAAGCCCAUUCGGGGAGUGAGUUUCAACACAAAUCAACCUCCCAAUGUAAUCCGACAGCUGAUCCGCCGGUGGCUUACUGACGAAGAGGCCGACAAAAUCUUAUCGAGGUUCCAAAAAGCCUGUAUCCCCAACCGCCAGGUGUUUUGGAGCGGCAUGUUGCGUGAACAUGCUCAACAAUGGGCCGAUACACAUGGAUUUCAAACAUUGACAACUGCUCUCGGUCCACUGUUGUAUCAAGCCCCUCCGAGAUUCAUUCAUGGCGCCUCCAUCAUUUUCGCAUGGUAUGUCUCUCAAGGCGAUUUAGUGACUGUACUUUCUCAUCCCCCACCCCUGUUCUUUCACCCUUCUGGGCAAACGUUCUAUCAACUAUACGAAGAGCCCAUCAUCAAGGGUAAGAGGGGGAACAAGCCUGUGGGGAGGAUUUAUACAGCCCACCCGGCCGUCGAGACAGCCACCGACUUUAUCUAUCAGAUAUGGCCAUGUGAUAUCUCGUGGUUUUGGAUCAAGACGUUCGGAAUUCCUGAUAUCGAAUUCCGGUGGCGUAAAACCAAGACACUUAAACCCAGCACAAAGCCGGGACCAAACUUGAGCUCAGCAUCAUUAUUGACUUCAAAAAGAUCAGAAACUCAGGGCCCUGCCAAAAAGUCAUUGCCUGAUACAAAGAACGACACAAAAAAGGGCGGGCAACAGAAGACAAAGAAAAACAAGAAGAAGAAAGUGCCAAGUACUGUAGCUGACCAAGGGAAGAACCCAAUUACUAAGAAUUCACUAAAAUCUGGCACUUCUAGCAACAAACAGAAAUUAGUCAAAACAGCGGUGAUAAGUAAGAAACAAAACAUGGAGACCAGCAUCAAAAAGAAGGCAAAGAAGAAGAAAAGGAAGAAGGGGCAGAAACUGGCUAUAGAACAGGCUCAAGCUCAACCUAACGCAAAGCAGGGCCAGAAGAAGCUCGCGACAAUGGCAAAAACCAAGGGUAGUAACACGGGAGCAAAGGCUAAGGCAACAACUAAGUCUGUAAUAAAGAACGGCAAGUGA